AUGAGGAACCCAGAGAAAGCAGGUCAAAGGGGCUGUACACGUUUUACAGCUUCACCUUCUCCACAGGAACGUCAACGAUUCUGCCCCAUCCCUGCCUGUGAAACCACCAAGAAGGCGGACGGCCUCUCUGCCGUUGCCCACGUGUCCUUCUCUGAGUCCAGCGUGGCCAGCCUGGCUGUCCGGCUCCUCCUGGCGGUCUCCGUUCCACUGGUCCUGUGUCCUCUCCGCCGCCUGCUGAUCGUCUCCCUCGGGGGCCAUCACGACCAGCAGCUCCUUUCUCCCGCUCUACGUUUCCAAGGCAGCGGCUCUGUUUCUGUCCAUGUCCAACAUUCAGGUGCCAGCAAAGUGGCCGUGGCUGCCUCCCCUGCGGGCCACUCGCCUGGCCCUGGGGCCCCUUUCCAGGGAGCAGCCUUCAGCUCGCACAGCUGUGGCAGCCUGGUGAAGAUGAUCCUGUGCCGCUACAAGAACAUCUGGAAUGUCAACCUGCAGUUGCGUCCCAGCCUCAUUGCAGGGAUCAUGAAGGACAGUGGAAACCAGCCCCCAGCCAUGCUUCCACGAAAAGGCAAAUACUUGCUAAAUGACAUCAGUCGUCUGGCCAAGCAAAUGCAAAUUCCCCUCCAGGUGCCCAAGGAUUUCUUCUCUGUGAUUCUGGACAAAGGAAGCUUGUCAGCCAUGCGCUUCCUCACUGCUGUGAACUUGGAGCAGCCGGAUAUGCUGGAGAAAGUGUCCCGAGAACUCUGGAUGCGAGUCUGGUCACGGGAUGAAGACAUCACGGAGCCCCAGAGCAUCCUGGCCGCUGCACAGAAGGCUGGCAUGUCUACAGAACAAGCCCGAGGGCUUCUGGAAAAGAUAUCAACACCCCAGGUGAAAAAUCAGCUCAAGGAGACCACCGACGCAGCCUGCAAAUACGGGGCCUUUGGGCUGCCCAUCACCGUGGUCCAGCUGGAUGGCCAAACCCACAUGCUGUUUGGCUCGGACAGGAUGGAGCUGCUGGCACACAUGCUGGGAGAGAAGUGGCUGGGCCCUGUGCCUCCAUCUCCAAGUGCCAGACUUUGAUGCCCAGAGGAUGAAACCAUCAGCUUCCCCCGCUCCAAGGCGGGACACUGGCCCCCCAAUUUCCCUAUCUGACAGCGGUGGCCCUGGGGGUGCUGGGAGGGCAUCAUGGAUGGUGACUCAGGCUGCUCCACCUUCUGUGCCUCACGUGUGCCUUCAGAGCCUCCGAUUCAGCUUCCCCACAAUAAACUUUAUGCUGCCACACACGG
Molecule: messenger RNA, 1262 nt
Organism: Condylura cristata (star-nosed mole)
Lineage: Eukaryota; Metazoa; Chordata; Mammalia; Eulipotyphla; Talpidae
Gene: GSTK1
Product: glutathione S-transferase kappa 1
Exons: 10
Coding region: 1-1056 (351 amino acids)
Biological process (GO): glutathione metabolic process
Cellular component (GO): mitochondrion; peroxisome
Molecular function (GO): glutathione transferase activity; glutathione peroxidase activity
Source: RefSeq, a predicted model, not a curated record